UCUUUCGACUAUUCCCAUUAGUCGGUCCAGCCUUCGGCACGGUGUUGCGGCCGACUUCGACCGCGUGAUCGCUGGCCUCGGCAUUUGAAAUCCCGCCUCCCUCUUCUCCUCUGAAUUCUUAGAAACCCUAGGGCGAAGGAAGGGCGAGGGAUUCGGCAGCUUCCUUUGCCUUCAAAUUUCUUGAUCUCAUAGGUUUUCCUGGUUCUUUGAUGGGUUUUUUGUUUAUAUUCUGUGGGUUGAAUUGGUUAUGAGGGAUGCCGAUGCUCCGCCUCUUGGCAAUUCACGGAAGGUUACGGGCAUUUGGAAAGAAUAGGAGGGCUGGGUUUUUUUUCCAAUCCAACAAAAAAUUCGGCCACUCAGUAGUAAGGGGUUAUGGGUCACUUGCUGAAAAUGGGAUACCUUCCUCCUUGUGCAGAAUGUUCUUACAUGAUAAGGUUACCAGUAGAGGGCAUCGCAUGUUUGGCGGACACAAAUUUAUCAGGGAGAAUGUGUACCAGAGUAACUGUGCAAAGAGCUUCUAUUCUCUUUCAGCAAGAAAUUCUUCUAUGACACAUCAUGCUCAAUUGGUUUGGAAGAGGCUUAGUCUUAUCUGUUCUUAUAGUGGCCCAACAUUCCCGCCCUUAAGUAGGAUAGCUUGUGCUGUGAGCCUUUCUUUCACUAGGUUCCAAGUGGUCCCUGGUAUUCUUGCACUAACUUUUGGGGAGCUAGCAUGGGCUCAGAGGACCUUUGCAGACGGGGGAUAUUUCCCAACAAGGGAUGGUCUGCACAUGAGAGCAGAAGAUGGGCGUGUUUACUUCUCCUUGGUUGUUUACUCAAUUUUAGAGGGGAUAAUUUUGAUCUGCAGAGCAGUAUAUUUGGUGAUUUUGUUCUCUCCUGCCAUUAUACUAGCUCCAUUUGCAGAUAGUUUUGGCAUUCAGUUCAGGAAGGCAUGGCUUCAACUUGUUCAUCGUACUCUAGAAAAAGCAGGGCCAGCAUUUAUAAAAUGGGGCCAGUGGGCAGCGACACGACCAGAUCUUUUCCCAAAUGAUUUAUGCAUGGAGCUUACGAAACUUCAUACAAAAGCACCUGCACAUAGCUUUGCCUAUAGUAAAGUUACCAUUGAGAAGGCAUUUGGCCGUAAACUCUCUGAGAUUUUUGAGAACUUUGAGGAGACACCUGUAGCAUCUGGAAGCAUUGCCCAGGUACAUCGAGCUUCUUUAAGAUUUCGAUAUCCUCGUCAGCGGUUGAGGAAACCUGUCGAAGUUGCAGUGAAGGUUAGGCAUCCUGGUGUUGGUGAAUCGAUUAAGAGAGAUUUUGUGAUAAUUAAUCUUGUUGCCAAAAUUUCAAACUUCAUUCCUGGAUUGAGCUGGUUGAGGCUGGAUGAAAGUGCACGCCAGUUUGCCGUUUUCAUGAUGUCUCAAGUCGAUCUUUCGAGGGAAGCUGCUCAUCUGGGUCGUUUUAUCUACAAUUUCCGCAACUGGAAGGAUGUUUCUUUCCCAAGGCCUCUUUAUCCACUCGUCCAUCCUUCUGUUCUUGUGGAGACAUUUGAGCAAGGAGAAAGUGUUUCCCACUAUGUUGAUGAGUUUGAAGGAAAUACACAAAUUAAAAGAGAUCUUGCACACAUUGGUACACAUGCACUCCUAAAGAUGCUUGUGGUGGAUAAUUUUAUUCACGCAGAUAUGCAUCCUGGGAACAUCCUUGUUCGAGUACCUCAGAGCAAGCGCUCAAGGAAAAAGCUCUUUAGAGCCAGACCGCACAUCAUUUUCCUUGAUGUAGGCAUGACUGCUGAGCUUUCUAAAACUGACCGUGCUAAUCUACUGGAGUUCUUCAAGGCCGUAGCUUUACGAGAUGGUCAUACUGCUGCAGAAUGCACGCUGAGAUUAUCAAAAAGACAAAGUUGCCCAAAUCCAGAGGUCUUUAUUGAGGAGUUGGACAGGACAUUCACUUUUUGGGGCACUCCUGAAGCUGACAUCUUUCACCCUGUUGAAUGCAUGCAGCACUUGCUUGAACAAGUUCGGCGGCACAAAGUCAAUAUCGAUGGCAAUGUUUGCACUGUGCUUGUGACUAUAUUAGUUCUGCAGGGCUGGCAGCGCAAGCUAGAUCCUGACUUCGACAUUAUGCAGACACUAAAAACAUUAUUACUCAAGGAGGACUGGGCGCAACCCAUUGAUUACUUUUUCUCAUAAACAAUUUUGACAUUGAAAAUAAACAUAUGGAAAAAAAUAUAUAUAUUGUUUUGUGAAGUGUACAUUCUUGGGAUCCAGAAAUUGUAUAGAGUGCCUAAGUUAUGUAUCUUGAUCUCUUGCACCUCACUAUCAUAUGUCGAGAUUCUUGUCAAGAAAAUUUUGACUAAUAUUGUUUCAUUUGAUUACUUUCCAUGGC
This is a messenger RNA of Phoenix dactylifera (date palm), 2361 nucleotides long. RefSeq lists its product as uncharacterized. NCBI's taxonomy places the organism in Eukaryota, Viridiplantae, Streptophyta, Magnoliopsida, Arecales, Arecaceae. The record is from RefSeq and is a predicted model, not a curated record.